Messenger RNA from Bactrocera latifrons, 1386 nucleotides. RefSeq names its product guanine nucleotide-binding protein subunit beta-like protein 1. The transcript is spliced from 3 exons. The coding region runs from base 210 to 1193 and encodes 327 amino acids. NCBI's taxonomy places the organism in Eukaryota, Metazoa, Arthropoda, Insecta, Diptera, Tephritidae. The record is from RefSeq and is a predicted model, not a curated record. Gene Ontology annotation, molecular function: protein binding.
UUCGUUGACAAUUUGCUGUUGUUGUUCUGUCGUUUGCCAGCUGGGCGUGUUUUUAAUAUUUUGAUAUUGAUGCUUAGUUUUUCCAGCAAAUUGAAUUGCGUUUUAACAUAAUUGUGAUAGCACAAUAUAACUGCUAAAUGUGUCAACUGCAAAAGUGUAUAAUUUGAUUUCUUUUCAUACUGAUUUAAAGGCAAAUUGUUUGCAACGCCAUGGCCGUUUUGCCGCCUGAUCCAGUUUUUACGCUGCGCUGCCCGGAGAUGGGACCGGUGAAUUCCAUUUGCUUUCAUCACUGCGAUCGCUUGUUGGCCGGCACCCUUAAGGGUAGCGUUUUCUUGUGGGAUUUGCAGACAAAUCGUUCCGCAUUGCAUUUUGAAGUUGGCCAACAGCCUAUAACUAGUCUUCACCAUACCGACGAUACGCUGAUUACGCAGGAAAAAGGUGGCAGAGUUACUUUGUGGACAAUGUCGAAUAGUGGAUAUGUGCGCGAACGCAACAUUGAAGCCAAUUUCAAUGCAUUCUGCCGUACUGCAUUGUAUACACCGCCUGAGGGCAGCGGUGGACCGCUACUUUUCUAUCCUUGUGAUGAAAAUUCUAUUGGUGUGCUGCAUGUGAAUGACGAUGUUGCUGCGCCAUCACAAAUGCUUGUGCCGGACGAUCCACAAUUGCCAAAAUUGGGGAGCGUAUCUUGUUUCAAACCUUUCGAAAGUGCUUCACAGUUAUUCCUGCUCGCCGGCUAUGAAUCCGGUCAUUUUCUGACAUGGGAUUUAAGUUCGGGCGUCAUUAUAGAUUUGUUACAGUUGGAUCCCGAACCAAUGGCAAUCGAUUACGAUCCACAAACUAAUCGGGGCAUUGUUGGAGGACCUAAUGACAAACUCACCGCCAUUACGUAUCAACGACAAUCAAUGCAAUUGCAAAGAGCCAACGAUAUCGGCAUCAAAAAUGCCGGCAUUAACUGCAUACGCAUACGAGAUGAUCAGAAAGUAUUUGCGAGCGGCGGUUGGGAUGGUCGUGUGCGCAUCUUCUCUUGGAAAAGUUUGCGCCCACUUGCGGUGUUGACUGAACAUAAAACUGCCGGUGGGGGCGGCAUUAUGGAUAUCGCAUAUUCAGAAGGGAAAGUGUCAAUGUGGAAUGCGCGCAUUAUGGCGUCCGCAGGCACCGAUGGGCAGGUUGCUUUAUGGGAUUUAUACAACUGAAUGAAGGAAGAUGCUAUGAACUACAUAUGUAUAUUUCCAAGGCCAUUAGAGCACCAGACGGUGUACACGUUCACAACCUAUGCACACACAUUUUCAUUCAUUAGUACUUACUGUACAUAGAAGUUUGGAACUUAAUUCACAAAAAGCUGACAACAUAAAGUAACCACCAAUGUUAUGGGUAAAUAUUGAAAAU